CGUCCCCAAAUUGCUGCGCCAGCCUAUAAAACUUCCCGACAAAGCAGAUAAAUCAGAAGUUUUCAUCCGACGUGAAACAAGCAGAGAAAAAGAAAUUAAAAACCCUCCUGUGCAGACAUGGAGCAAACCGAGGUGGUGAAGCCCGAAACUCUGGACGAGCUGAUCGCAAUUCUGCACAAGAUCUUCGAGAGUGACACAAUCAAUGUGGAGGAGGUUCAAAAUAUCAUGGAAUCGUACGAGAGCAAGCCUCACGAAUGGACGAAGUAUGCAAAGUUUGACCAAUACAGGUACACAAGGAACUUGGUUGAUGAGGGUAAUGGGAAGUUCAAUCUCAUGAUUCUCUGUUGGGGUGAAGGACAUGGCAGUAGUAUCCACGACCACACAGACUCUCACUGCUUCCUGAAGCUCCUGCAGGGACAGCUGAAGGAAACGCUGUUCGACUGGCCGGACCGCAAAUCACAUGGAGACAUGGUGCAGAAAUCUCAGAGGAUCCUCCAGGAGAACAAGGUCGCUUACAUCAACGACUCCAUUGGUCUGCAUCGUGUAGAAAACGUCAGUCACACAGAGUGCGCCGUGAGUUUGCACCUGUACAGUCCUCCGUUUGAGACCUGCCAGACCUUUGACCAGCGAACGGGCCACAAGAACACCGUCAAGAUGACCUUCUGGAGCAAGUACGGAGAAAGGACUCCCUAUACCACAAUUUCAAAAAAUUUGUUUAUCACCAAAAAAUAG
Messenger RNA from Poecilia latipinna (sailfin molly), 732 nucleotides. It is a transcript of the gene cdo1, whose product is annotated as cysteine dioxygenase, type I. NCBI's taxonomy places the organism in Eukaryota, Metazoa, Chordata, Actinopteri, Cyprinodontiformes, Poeciliidae. Gene Ontology annotation, molecular function: ferrous iron binding; cysteine dioxygenase activity. Gene Ontology annotation, biological process: L-cysteine catabolic process. The record is from RefSeq and is a predicted model, not a curated record. The transcript has 6 exons. The coding region runs from base 118 to 732 and encodes 204 amino acids.